UCCACAGAGAGAGAGAGAGAGAGAGCGAGCAGAAGCACGGUGCUGAAUAACGAGCUGUUCCUGUACGUGGCUGAUGAUUAGCAUGACGCGCUGGAAUGGUAUUCGGACUUCGGGUGUGAUCGUAGCUGAUAGACUCUCAGGCGGGCCGGGCGACUCCUCCCCAUCUCCUCCGUGACACUACUUUUCGGUUGUUGUUUAUGUUGGUUGUUUUUUUUUUUUUUUGGAGUGUGUGUUUCAGGAAGCAGAAGAGACAAAAACGAGCUACACUUUCAACAGAGAAUGGCAUUUUAAAAGUUAUCCCAAAGCGCUGAUCUCUUGAGACACACACGCACGCACGCGCGCACGAACACACACACACGCACGCACACGCACGCACGCGCGCGCAGCCUUGUGAUUUUUCCUACGAAGCGACCACGAGUACUGACACACAUCUAGCAGGCUGCAGAAAGGGAAAGGUUCUCUCUUGAUUUGGCCGGACUGAAACAUGCUCUAAGGGUUGCUCUACUGUUACACAAGGUCAGUUUAUUUUGCUCGUGAGAGCUGUCACUACUACUGGACGUGCAUGUGCUGUGCUGCUACUGCUGGGAGAGAGAGAGAGAGAGAGAGAGAGAGAGAGAGAGAUGGUUGCUCCGGUGAAGUUACGAGGCAGCGCCAACGCUUAAAGUCGAAACCAGACAUCCCAUGGACUGUGGCCGAUUUUUAUACAUAAGCUGCCCGGCAUUUUUACAGGUCUAAUUUCUUCUAUUCUGUGCGCAGUGCCUGAUUAUUAUUAUUAUUAUUAUUUUUUAAUAAACGAUCUUCUGGACAUUUUCCACAUUUUUCUACUCUAUGUUUGUCUUUGUUUAUACGAACCCGACAGUGCGCUGAGGACAUCGAGGCCACUGAUGUAAACACAACUGAAACGUGACUGAGAAAGAAAGCAAAGCUGAUAGCACAGCAGCACUCCCGCUUUGGGCUUUUUAAGAGAAAGGAAUAAAACGCAGAUCUCGGCUGUAAUGAUGCUGCAAGUGGAAAUGGUGCUGUUCAUGUGUGUGCUGCUGUGGAUGUGUGUCCUGAGCCAAGAGCCGAGCUCCAAGGUGAUGGCCGACCGAUACGCUGUCUACUGGAACCGCACAAACCCCAGGUUUCACCGUGGAGACUACCACAUCGAUGUCUGCAUAAACGACUACUUGGACGUCUACUGCCCACACUAUGAGGACUCAGUGCCUGAGGAGAGGACCGAGCGCUAUGUCCUCUACAUGGUGAACUACGAUGGCUACAGCACAUGUGAUGACACAGCCAAGGGCUUCAAGCGUUGGGAGUGCAACAGGCCACACUCACCCAAUGGCCCACUCAAAUUCUCUGAGAAGUUCCAGCUCUUCACACCCUUCUCCUUGGGUUUUGAGUUCCGGCCAGGCCGAGAGUAUUAUUAUAUAUCAUCCAUGGUUACAGAGAGUGGAAGAAAAGGUUGUCUUAAGCUGAAAGUUUUUGUCAGACCAGCAAAUGACACCAGUCACGAAUCAGCUGAACCAUCUCGGAGUGAUACAGCUAAUUCAGGGCAUCAGCCCCUGAUGGCACGUGCACUGAUGGCUUUCUUGUUGUUCUGCAUCUCUGCACUUCUCACCUUAUAGCCCUGUAUGUCCUACCUGCAGACAAGUCCCAGCAGCCCCCACUGCUCCUUGCCCAAGCAGCCCCAAGGCUUGUAUAGGCAAGGUCUCCAGGCCACAGGAUUCCUCUGAGACUCUGCAGGAGCACUACAUUUGGCCCUUUUUCCAAAUAUUUAAGUGGUCCUUUAUCAAGAAGAAAAUAUUGAUUAGUAGUGAGGGAGAAAGCUAAUUUGGCCUUUAGAAAAUCAGCGGAGAACUCAAUCAAGUUGUAACAUCACUUGGGAUCCAUGCCAAGUAGCCCAGUUUGAAAAACUGUGGUUUUAAGUGGUUUUUAAUUAAAAUAAAUAUGUAUAAAUGUCUACAUAAAGGGUGUUCCCUGGCACAGAUUUAUGAGACAUUGAAAGUCUAAUUGUCUGUCUGUUCCUGUUGGCUUUUUUUUCCCUACCCCAUAAAAAUUUGCAAGGAUCAACAGAUUGUCAAAAUCUAAAUUUGAGUAAAACUGUGUAUGUCCUGAUGGCUGGAAGUCUGGAGAUUGGGCUCCAAGCGGAAAAUGGCUGUGUAUGUAUGUUAAUUGACAUAAUGUUGAAAUGGAAAUGAGAGAGAGGUAAAACAUUUAUUAUCUGCAAUCAAGGGACUUAUCUUAGUAGACCACAGCAUUAAAACAGUGCUUUUGUAUUUUGUAGGAUAAACCUACUGCAGCAUAAAUAACUCUAUUUUUCCUGUUGGCUUUUAUCUAUUGAUAUAAAAUAGCAACAUUAACAAAUCAUAGAAACUCCUGGUCAUAAUGACUGAGUAUGCAGCUCUGUAUAUACAGCACCACAAGAGACUGCACAUGGUUGACGUUAUUUCCCCCUAAUUUUCUGGAUGGAAACAUUAGCACCUCUUGCACUCAGCUUUGCAAAUAAGAUUGAGAGCUAGGGGAAAAAUGUAUGUAAGACUAAGACUGCAGAAGCAUUUUAUUUUCAACUGCAUUGAAAUGUUCAUUAACCCAUGUAAAGUGCCCACAUAUUCUUAUACAACAUUAACAUUAACUAUGACACCAAAUUUCUUUGUGAGCCUGCUCUUUGCCUUUGCAUGGCAGCCUUAAAUAUAAAAUGUGCUUUUGUCCGGCCUGUAACAAGUAGGCUCAGGCUUGAAUAAGACCAGCGCGUGCCCAGUUACACCUCUAACUAUUUCAAUUUAAGUGACUCUUUAAUGAGGUUUCAAUUUGGCUGGCAUGCAGAGCCUAUGCUGUCUGUAUUUGUGGUAUUGAAACUAGAAGGUUAAUUGCAUGGAUAGUACUGAGGUGACACAUUUCACUGGGAAUUUUUUUAACCUUGCAGUCAGAGUGUUCUGUGUGGGGUGAGAACACGAGCAACAGGUCAGACUGAGAGGUUGUGGUGGUGAAGGCAUGAGCAAUUAAGUACUUGGCACAAUAAACAAUGGUGGGAACUUUUAAAAAGGUCUGAUAUUUUGUAAUUGUGUCUGCUUUUUCAAUUCUCAGUAGGCCUGUAUUUUCCCCUCUAAUUUUUCUUUCUGGGGUGCUGGAGAGGAGGUGCAUUCCUGUUAAAAUUGUAACUGUUUAUGCAGAAAGACCACUUGGGGUGUUAAACUAAUUCAGAGGAGGAAAAUGCCACCACAUGUGCUUAAUUUCAUGGUCCAAAUCCAAAACUAUGGAAGCCUUUAGAACUUUAAUUCAAUAGUAUUUGUAUACCUACCAUUUAUACACUUGAUUAUAAUGGUUACCAUACUUUAUACACACUUUAAACCAGGAAUCAAUGCGCAAUUACAUGGAUACCGUGUAUCCUAAAGUAGUCAAGAUGUCAUUAAACAACCACGAAAUACAUCACCAACCACAAUUAUUAUUAUUAUUAUUAUUAUUAUUAUUAUUAUUAUUAUUGAUAGGCGAAAGCUGUUGUAUAUAGUGUUUGAUAUGGAGGUAUUCAUUUGAUUAAAUCUUUUCUAAGAAAAUAUCUAAUAAAGUGAAAAAAGAUUUCUGAAGAACUGAAGUGAGUGAAGUGACACGACCGUGAUCUUCAGAAGCCAAUGGAGUCAGUACAUAAACUUAGAUCUGUGGAGGGAAACCAACCGGCAUCCGGAGCAUUUCAUCUUUCACGUGCCUGUAUCUCCUCCCAUAACCAUCAACUGCAAGAUUCAGUCAGAGAGCAGUGGCGGAUUGUAUGUAACUGGAUUCGGUGGGGUUUUUUUGAGGGUUUUGUUGUCUGAAAGCAUUUCUUUUACAGCUUUUUUUUCCCAUGAAGGACUUGUCAAUUUCCUUAUGUGGCAUGCGCAUGAACUUGACAAUGAAAAACAUGUUAGAUCAAGUGUUGUUUUUGCUUGUUUUCCCCUCUGGUUUUUCUGUAUGACGAUGACAUAAAUUAUGUGCUUCUCUCAAAGCUUUGUCCAUGGAAAUGGGAGCAUUGCACAGAUGACAAGAUGAGUAGUUUUACCCACACUACCUAGCAGAAUGGAGGAUGACCAUAUAUCGCACUGUUAUGGACUGGCAGCAAGGAUACAGAGAUACAGCAAGGUUAUGUCUGCUUUCUGUUUUCAUCUUAUAAGGAAAAUCUCUUCUUCAUAAAAUAAUUUAUUUAAACCAUGGAAAUCAUGUUAUUACACAAUAACAACACUCACAAUGCUUCUUUCCCUCUUUGUGAGAUGCAGCCACUUUUGGUUGUCAAUGAGGUGGCCUUUCCUGCCGUAGUCCUUAAAUCCUUUAAAAUGCCAAGACCAGUGUUUGUACCAUCCAGUCAUUGGCAUCUUUGUUCUGAUUUGAUUUGUUGCUCAUUCAACCCUUACGCUUUUUCUCGUAUUCUGGGGAUAACUCAUUUGUACAUAUACUGUAUAUCAGAAGGCCCAUGUGCUCCUGUUGUUUUUUUUUGUUUGUUUUGUUUUUGUGAUUCUCAUUUGUCCUUUGCAUCUCUUGGUGCUGUGUAUGAUCAGCUUUCACAACUGUACAAACAGGAACAGAAUUUUGAAACAAAUAAUAAAAAUAAAAAAAAAGGUCUGUAUUUGUAUAUACAUGUGUCUGAGCAACUAUGAAUAAUGAUUAAAGGAAAAACACACUGCUUUGUUGUUAUGUUGCAUGCUUGUUAGCGCUUUUAAUGACAAAUAAUUUAGACCAGAUUAUUGGUUAAAAACAUAUGUUAAUUUUAGAAAGCUUGUCACUUUAUUAGUGUUACUGAACACGUUACAAAAAAAAAACUGCAGGACAAAACCUAUUAAAUCAAGCAAUCUUGUGCUGUUGGCAUACAGGUAAAGUCUACUUAUUUGUUGUAUUAUGUGUAAAUAGUAUAUAUUAUAUAUACAUGUAUACACAGUGGGAGAAAUAAGUAUUGAACGUGUGAAAUUUUUUUUCCAGUAAAUAUAUAUCCAAUGAGGCUAGUCACAUGAAAUUUUCACCAGACAUCAGUAUUAACUCAAGAAAUCAAGAAAUAUAAAGAAUUCAUAACAUUAAAGUCCAUAAAUAAAGUUGUGUAAUAAAGUGGAAUGACACAGGAAAAAAGUAUUGAACACACUGAGAAAAAGUAGUUCUCCAAAGCAAGGUAAAGCAAGGAACCAACUGAAAUCCAUCCGUAAUUAUACCUACAAUCUAUGCAAAUUAAUAUCAGCUUGGUUAGUAAAUUGAUGGUCUAAAAAAGGCUUUUCCUUACCAAGGUGUCACACAAGAAACAUCUCAUGAUGGGUAAAAGCAAAGAGCUCUCCCAAGACCUGCGCACCCUUAUUGUUACAAAACAUAUUGAUGGAAUCGGAUACAGGCAUAUUUCAAAACUUCUGAAUCUGCCAGUAAGCACCAUUGGGUCCAUUAUCCGCAAGUGGAAGCAGCAUCACUCCUUCAUCAGCUGGCCACACACAGGAACUCCUUGCAAGAUUUCUGACAAGGGAGUCAGAAGAAUAGUCAGAAGAGUAGCCCAAGACCCAGGACGACUCGGAAAGAGCUCCAGAAACACUUGGAGGCAGCAGGUGCCAUAGUCACAGAGAAAACAAUAGGCAAUGCACACCACUGCUCACACUCACCCCGCAAGACUCCAUUACUAAAGAAAAGGCAUGUCGUUUAAAAUUUGCUACAACUCUUUUGGACAAGCCUAUCUGGUCAGAUGAGCGCAAAAUGUAACAUUUUGGCUGUCAUACUACACACCAUGUUUGGAGAAGAAAUGGCACUGCACAUCACCCUAAAAACACUAUACCAGUAGUGAAGUUUGGAGGUGGAGGCAUCAUGGUGUGGGGCUGUUUUUCAUCGCAUGGUACUGGCAGACUUCAUAUAAUUGAAGGAACGAUGAAUGGAGCCCUUUACCAGAAGAUUCUUGAGAAGAAUCUGAUGCCAUCCACCAGGAUGAUGAAGAUGAGACAUGGGUGGACCUUCCAGCAGGACAACGAUCCAAAGCAUACAGCAAAGGAAACUCAAUUGGUGUCAGAAAAAAAAAAAAUCAAGGUGUUAGAAUGGCCCAGUCAAUCACCUGACUUGAAUCCACUUGAACAAGAUUUAAAGACAAUAUGUUUAGAAGAAUGGGCCAAAACCACACCUGAAUACAGUGGCUGAUUAAUUUCUUCAUACAGGAAGUGUCUUGAAGCUGUCAUUGCAAACAAAGGCUUCUCCAGUAAGUAUUAAAUAAAUUUCCGAUAGCGUGUUCAAUACUUUGUCCUGUGUCAUUUCACUUUCUUACACAUAUCUUCAUUUAUGGACUUUAAUGUUUGGAUUUCUUGAGUGGUUUCUUGAGUCUGGUGAAAAUUUCAUGAAUAGCCUCAUUGGAAAUAUAUUUACUUAAAAAAAUGCACGCGUUCAAUACUUAUUUCCCCUGCUGUAUACAUAUAUGAGUAGUCAAAUUUAGUUCACUGCUGGAAAAUUCGACAGCAGGCUAUUUUGUAAUGGAAAAAUAAAUCCACUCAUUUCAUAUGGAUAAAAAACAUGGACAAUGUAUUAAAUAUGCAGAAAUGUCAAGGGUGUUAAAUGAACUUUGUUCACAGUGAAAUUUAAAAUGUCUGUGAAAUUAAAUUUGGCUUUUCAGAGCC
This is a messenger RNA of Ictalurus furcatus (blue catfish), 6575 nucleotides long. RefSeq names its product ephrin-A5b (gene efna5b). The transcript has 4 exons. The record is from RefSeq and is a predicted model, not a curated record. Lineage: Eukaryota; Metazoa; Chordata; Actinopteri; Siluriformes; Ictaluridae. Gene Ontology annotation, biological process: ephrin receptor signaling pathway; axon guidance; regulation of cell-cell adhesion. Gene Ontology annotation, cellular component: external side of plasma membrane; plasma membrane. The coding region runs from base 996 to 1610 and encodes 204 amino acids. Gene Ontology annotation, molecular function: ephrin receptor binding.